Trichoderma reesei QM6a is the source of this 1064-nucleotide messenger RNA. RefSeq lists its product as uncharacterized. Lineage: Eukaryota; Fungi; Ascomycota; Sordariomycetes; Hypocreales; Hypocreaceae. The transcript has 3 exons. The record is from RefSeq and is a predicted model, not a curated record. The coding region runs from base 225 to 1064 and encodes 279 amino acids.
AGGGUGCCAUCGCGAUUCCUCGGAUCAAAUUCGAUCGCGUCUCCGAGGACGUCCUGGAUACCGUGACACGGGAGAUUUGCGCAAUCACAUAGGCCGAACCGACGAUCCUCAACCUCAGCUCACCUCAGCUCAAGCUCGAGCUCACCAAACGUCAACCCACGCGCACACAGGCACAGAGAGAAGGAGAGACAAGGUCGGCACCGCAUCCUCGACUGGGCUCUGAAAUGGCGACCGACACAGAGACGCUCUCUCUGCCGACCACGACGGCUCCUACCGAGGUCGCCGCGUCAACGUGCCUGCCUCACGACGAGCAUCAGUGCCGCGGAAUGAAGAGAGAGUGGUGUACCGAUGAAUGGGACACGGGCAUCGCCACCAGCCUUCACUUUCCCGCCCAGCUGGGCGGCCCGAGCAACUCCGCGACGAGCCCUCAGCACCAGACACAGCAGCCUCAACAGCAGCAGGAUCAUGGAGGCGAUGCCACGGCGACGGGCAAGUGCGUUGCACAGCCGACACCUGACGAGUGCGAUCGGCCUCCAAAGCGCAGCGUAGAGGAGGCGUGCAAGCGCUCGCUCGAACACUUUCCCUGCCCGAGCGUCUCCUUCUCCAUGCCCACUCUCGAGUUUGACUUUCGCAUCGCCGUCGCGCUCAACCCGGAGCCCUCUCGGAUCGAGAACCGCGUGCAAAAGGAGAUCACCACCAUCAAGGGAGGCAGGUGGUCCGGCUCAUUUGGCAACGGCCGAGUCAUGGCGGGCGGGUAUGAUCUCGGGCAGGCACGGGGCUUUCGUCCGAUUCGCAUCGUCGAGGGCGCAUUUGUCCUGCAAACCACCGACCAGCCUCCGGCCAUGCUGGAGAUGCGCACGCGAGGGUCCUUAUCGGGCCCGUGUGACAUCCUCGACACCCUGCUCAGCGCUCGGGAAACCAAGGACAACAUCGAUCCCCGGCAGUACGGCUUUCGGACCUUUGCCACGGUCAAGACUGCGGACAAGCGCUAUGCCGAGUUCGUCAACUGUGGGCUCUGGGUCGCCAGUGGUGUGUGGCGAGGCGAAGAGCUGAUUAUCGAGUGA